GGCCUGGCCGCCGCGGCGCCGCUCACGCGGUCGCGUCUCCCCGCAGGUCGGCGGCAGGGUGGCCGACAGGGUGUUCGACAUCGCCAGAGCAUAUUCCCUCUUGCUUUGGAUGUUGGCUCUGGAAGAGGUUACAUAGCUCAACAUUUAACAAAGGAAACUGUCGGAAAACUUAUUCAAGUAGAUAUUGCAGAGAAUGCUUUAAAAAAUACUUUGGAAACUGAAAUCCCUACGGCCAGUGUAGUAGCUGAUGAGGAGUUCCUUCCUUUCAAAGAAGGUACAUUUGAUCUUGUUGUUAGCAGCUUAAGUUUACAUUGGGUGAAUGACCUUCCUAAAGCUUUUAGAGAGAUUCAUCAAGUACUUAAGCCAGAUGGAGUAUUUAUUGGUGCAAUGUUUGGAGGAGACACGCUGUAUGAACUUCGCUGCUCUCUGCAGCUAGCAGAGCUAGAGAGAGAAGGGGGAUUUUCUCCUCAUGUAUCCCCCUUCACUGCUGUCUCUGACUUGGGACAUCUGCUGUCAAGAGCUGGCUUUAACACUCUCACUGUGGAUACCGAUGAAAUUCAAGUAAACUAUCCAGGAUUGUUUGAGCUUAUGGAAGACUUACAAGGUAUGGGGGAGAGUAACUGCUCUUGGAAUAGAAAACCUCUGCUACACAGGGAGACUAUAUUGGCAGCCACAGCAAUAUACCAAGAAAUGUAUGGAAAUAGUGAUGGCUCAAUUCCUGCCACGUUUCAGAUAUAUUACAUGAUAGGCUGGAAAUUCCAUGAAUCACAGGCAAAACCAGCCCAGAGAGGUUCUGCAACAGUUUCAUUUGGAGAUCUGGCAAAAAUAAAUGGAAUUAUUUCAAGAAGAGAAAAAUAGUUCUUCA
Messenger RNA from Tinamus guttatus (white-throated tinamou), 865 nucleotides. It is a transcript of the gene NDUFAF5, whose product is annotated as NADH:ubiquinone oxidoreductase complex assembly factor 5. The record is from RefSeq and is a predicted model, not a curated record. Lineage: Eukaryota; Metazoa; Chordata; Aves; Tinamiformes; Tinamidae. Gene Ontology annotation, biological process: mitochondrial respiratory chain complex I assembly. Gene Ontology annotation, cellular component: mitochondrion.